AUUAAAUUCUCUUGAAAUCGAAGCAAAGAAAGAAAUAUUUUUCCCGAAAUCUGUUUGUUUUGAGGGAAAAUGGGUCAGUUCCAUUCCAUUUACGUAGACCGCGAUUACUCUGCCGGUGAUCGAUUCAGCUCUUUGUCGUCACUUGGAAUGGUUUCCAGCGAUUCUGUGGAAUCCGACAAGGAAUUUGCUGCGAAUCUCGAUUAUACCGGUGAGAUUCCCGAUGAGUGCUUGGCAUACAUUUUUCAAUUCCUUGGCACCGACGAUCGCAAGUGGUGCUCGCUAGUGUGCAAGCGGUUUCUGCUUGUGGACGACCAAAACCACUACCGCCUAUCGCUCGACUCACGAUCGGAGAUCGUUGAUUCGUUGUCUUCUAUCUUCACGCGCUUCGAUUCUGUCAACAAACUCGUGCUUCGAUGCAACCGAAAAUCAAUUAGCUUAAGCAACAAGGUGUUGGUGCUGAUCUCAACUCAUUGCCCAAACCUUAGCCGCCUUAAGCUCUGUGGAUGCCACAAAAUCACCGAUUACAGGAUGGCUCGAUUCGCUAAAAACUGCAAAAAUCUGAGGAAGCUGUCUUGUGGUUCAUGUAUGUUUGGUGCCAAGGCAUUGAACAUUGUUCUCAACUAUUGUACCAAUCUGGAAAACAAACAGUCUGACUCCUCUUCCUCCACUCCCUCUGUUUUCAUUCCAUCUUCCUUUCUGGCAACAGCCAUGAAAUUCUCUUGAAAUCGAAGCGCGAAAAAAGAAAUAUUUUUCUUGAAA
Messenger RNA from Rubroshorea leprosula, 759 nucleotides. The record is from the annotation of a GenBank genome assembly. NCBI's taxonomy places the organism in Eukaryota, Viridiplantae, Streptophyta, Magnoliopsida, Malvales, Dipterocarpaceae.